UCGAUGUGCUGGUGUUCUGUUUGUCUUGUCUGAAUCGACAUGGCGGCCUACUGUGAGGGAUAAUGCGGUUGCUGAAAAGUCUCAUGUCAACAUGUCACUCUUGAGACUGUGUGCCUUCUCAUCAUGUCUGAAAAGCAGCCUAAUUAUCGACAAUACUGUACGAUAUGCCUUCAAUGCCAAUCACUGCCUCUCCUGUCUCAGAAUUCGGGGUAACAUUGGAAAACGAGUUACGGACACCACCUGGGUUUGUCGACGGCGGUAUACCGCUUUAAUCCCAAAGAAGGAAGAGGGGAGGAAUCGCUUGAGACAACAGUGUCAGCUUGUGGAUGUGCUCGAAGCCAGGAUCCAGCAGCUGCAGUCUGACGUCACUUUAGGCGUCAAACACUCAAAUGUGCAAUUUGCCAAAGCACCACAGACUGGAAGAGGCAGCGCCUCUGGUAAAGGUUCGAAACAUGGCUCUGGAGACAAGGGCAAGGCGCCCAAGUCAGGCCAGGCCAGGAGCUCGGGUAAAGAGGACUCGUCCUCAUCAACGCCAAAGGCACACAACCGUCGCUGGAUGGAGAAGUUGCAGAUCGAGAAGUGGGACAAGUCCAGGAAGCAGGUACGGCUCCAGCAGAAGCUCCAAAACAAGGAGACGGAGCAGACCCCCGGUAGCGCCAUGCUGCCGGGCACAUCGAAAAAGACAAUAUCGACCGCUGCCAAAAAGAGCAAGGGCAAGAGCAAGGUCAAGUUAAAACAAGACCAGGGCACCAAGGUCAAAUUAAAGCAAGACGAUGGCACCAAAACCAAGGCACAUCCUCCUCCUCCUCCUCCUCCUCCUCCUCUUCCUUCUCCUCCAAACCGCAAUGCUCCCAGAACUGCGGUGGCCUUCCAUGAGUUUGUGACCAGGGAGGAGGAGCUGGCGGAGGUGGAGGAGCUGGAUCAGCAGGUCAACCAGUGGGCCCCAACGUCCCCCAACGUGGAGAAGCUCCUGGAGGACAAGGAAGGGAACCGCUACGAGGACGCCCAGCUCAGCCUGCGCUGCUUCCUGGAGGCCUCCGUGUUCAUCGGCGACGCCGACCGCGCCCAGCGCUGCCUCAACAACCACCACAACAACAUCACCAAGCGCAAGCUGCUCUCCAUGAGUGCCUACAACAUCAUGCUGAGAGUGUGGGCCAAAAAAGGGACCGUUUCCCAGAUAGGGCGGCUGUUUGCCAUGAUUGAGGAAGCUGGCCUGAAGCCCAACCUGAGCUCAUACGCAGCUGCACUAGAGUGCAUGGGCCGUCAACCCAGCACCUCCUCACAUGUCAUCAACAGGUGCCUGUUGCAGAUGGAGGAGAACGGCCUGAGCGUGGACGACCUCUUCAAGCACACGGUGUUCCGGCGGGACGAGAGGGAGAUGGUGCUGAGUGCCGUCCAGGUCAUGCGUCCCGGCUACCAGCCCAGCACCACCCUGGACCAGCAGAUAUGCCCCUCGCCGCUGGUGCAGGACUUCUACGAAGAGAGGGCCACAGCGGAGUACCCUAAGCUGGCGUUCAGCGUGGAGGACCUGAGGCAGCGCUUCAGCCAGCAGCUGGCCAUGGAGGGGGCCAGCACCGUCACCAUCGACUCAGUGGAGGCCCUCAAACCAGUCACACCACUCAUGGCCAAAAUGAGAGAUCUGCUGGCGUCUCAGAAGGAGCACUGGCGCACGUCUCUGCUGAAGGCCCUGAGAGAGAGCAAAAUGGUGAUGUCCCACAGCGACAGCAAGAGCUGGAAGAUCAACCUCUACCCCUACCUCCGCAUCCUGGACGACAAGGAGUAUGUGGACGCCAUGCUGCAGUGUAUGGCUAACCUGCCACCCAGCGGGGAGACCCUGCUCUUCAUGGCCCGGGAGCUGGGCAGUCGCAUCCAGAACAAGUUCUGCAUCCGUCAGAAGGUCCACAGCCAGAUGGUGGACAAGCUGGCUGUGAUCUACAGCCAAUACGUUGAUCUGCUAGCAGAAGACAGACCGACUAGUGACCUGCUACCUCGUGAGCAGUGGGUGGAGCUGGAGGCGGAGCUGAGUGCUGGCCCCUCCCUCCUGUACGAGGCCACGCCCUGGCCCAACCUGCUGCUCAUCCAGCUGGGCACCUUCCUGGUGGACCUCAUGGUGCGGGAGCUCAAGUUGCCCAGCGACCUGCUCUCUCCCGCACCUGGCACCGCGUCCGGGCCGGGUCACAGCCACAAGCUCCUCAACGUGCUUUAUCACAUGUACACCUUCCGUGGAAACCGACAGAUCGGCUUCAUCAAGCCGCACCCCAUCCUGACGCAGCUGAAGCUGGACGCCAUGGAGACGCACCUGACGUUCGACUCGUACAUGAUCCCCAUGCUGUGCCCGCCGGUGCCCUGGACCUCGCCGCGCUUCGGCGCCUACCUGCUCACGCCCACCAAGCUUAUGCGCUCGCCGGACGGCGCCGUGCAGCACCAGCUGAUGCUGGAGAAGUGCCACAACCGGGAGCUGCACGCCGUGCUGGACUCCCUCAACCAGCUGGGCAACUGCGCCUGGCGCAUCAACCAGCCCCUCCUGGACACCGUGGUGUCCAUCUUCAACGACAAGGGCGAUGAGAAGCUGGACGUGCCGCCCCCGGUGUCCGAAGCGCCCGAGGUGCCGCGCUUUCGGGAGCGCGGAGUGGCGUUCGACGCGGCCGAGAAGGCGGCGCUGAAACGCGAGGCGCUGCGGGCGAAGAAGCGGUUCGCCGAGAUGCACAGCCUGCGCAUGGACGCCCUGUACAAGCUGUCCAUCGCCCACUACAUGCGCGACCAGGUCUUCUGGUUCCCGCACAACAUGGACUUCCGCGGACGCACCUACCCGUGCCCGCCCUACUUCAACCACCUGGGCAGCGACGUGACGCGCGCUAUCCUGGUGUUUGCCGAGGGCAAGGCGCUGGGGCCGCAAGGGUUGGACUGGCUGAAGAUCCACCUGGUCAACCUGACGGGGCUGAAGAAGAGGAGCUCGCUGGACGGGCGCCUGGCCUACGCCAACAGCAUCAUGGAGGACAUCCUGGACUCCGCAGACCGCCCACUCACUGGUAGGAAGUGGUGGAUGAAUGCAGAUGAGCCCUGGCAGACUCUGGCCUGUUGUAUGGAGAUAGCCAACGCCUCCCAGUCACCUGACCCUGCCAAGUUUGUCUCCCACUUCCCCGUGCAUCAGGACGGCUCCUGCAACGGGCUGCAGCACUACGCUGCGCUGGGCCGGGAUGUGAUCGGCGCCACCUCGGUGAACCUCAUGCCCUGUGACGAGCCCCAGGACGUCUACAGUGGCGUGGCACAGCAGGUGGAGGAGUUCCGUGCGCGUGACGCCCAGAACGGGCUGAGGAUCGCGCAGGUGCUGGAGGGCUACAUCAGCCGCAAGGUGGUGAAGCAGACGGUGAUGACGGUGGUGUACGGGGUGACGCGCUACGGAGGACGCCUGCAGAUCGAGAAGAGGCUCAAGGAGAUCGAUGACUUCCCCGAGGACCAGAUAUGGGAGGCCUCUCUGUACCUGGUGCAGCAGGUGUUCAGUGGCCUGAAGGAAAUGUUCACCGGCACCAGAGAGAUCCAGGACUGGCUGACGGAGAGCGCGCGACUGAUCGCUAAGUCAGGCAGCACGGUGGAGUGGGUGACUCCCCUGGGCCUGCCCAUCGUACAGCCCUACCACCGCAUCCGCACCCAGACUCUGAAGAGCAACAUUCAGCUCCUGAACUUGCAAAUUAGCCACGAUGCCAGCAUGAAGCCCGACACUGUGAAGCAGAAGAACGCCUUCCCUCCCAACUUCAUCCACUCGCUGGACUCCACGCAUAUGAUGCUGACGUCUCUCUACUGCUAUAGAGCUGGGCUCACUUUCGUCUCCGUCCACGACUGCUUCUGGACGCACGCGGUGACUGUCAACACUAUGAAUAAGAUUUGCCGGGAACAGUUUGUGGCGCUGCACAGCCAACCGAUCAUGCAGGACCUGUCUAAGUUCCUGCUGCAGAAGUACUGCUCCAAGGACCCGGGCGAGAGGAAGAAUAAGAAGUUCAUGGAGUACAGGAGGAUGAUGCAGCUGCUGGGCAGAGUACCUGAGACAGGUGAUUUCAAUCUGGAACGUGUGAAGGAGUCGACUUUCUUCUUCAGCUGAUAAGGAGGAGGUGGGCAACUGAGAGGCAAAGCGGCCGAGUGGGAUUAACGAGGACAAGGAUGGGAGGUGUGUGGGGGAGAGCCAUACCUACCCUAGGAGUCAGGGCUGGACUGGUCAUCUGGCAUGCAGGGCAUUUUCCCGCUGGGCCGACAGUCCUCAUGGACCGAUGCUUUUGUUUUUUGUUUGUUAAAAUUUUUUCCUCGGAAAGCGGCCCACAAUUGAGAUGGGGCGGCCCGUCGGUGCGUCAUCAAUAUACAGCGGACUGUCACUGAGCCCAUCAUAAUUGUAGUAUGGGCGUGGGGGGUUAAGGGGAGCUGCUCUAUGCCAACAAUGCCCAAGCAGGUUUGUGGUCCCAGCCCAGCCCAGCCCAGCCCUGCCCAGCCCUGCCUGGAGUCUGUGCAUCGAUCGUGAAGGGCACACAAGACAGGUGGGAGUGAAAGCCAUACAGGGGAGGAUACAGUACAAGGACUCCCAAGGAAACCAGAGCCUCACAGAGGCUCACAAAGAUGGACACUCACUGAACCGCUGAUGACUCAUGUGAACGACUCAGUGUUAACCCUCCUAAAGGCUCUGACAUUAGUGUGUAUGUGUUUUAUUGUUCAUGUGUGCUAUUGUGUAUACGUGGGAUUUACGCAUGCAUUAUGGCAUGCAUAGGUGUGUGUGUGCGUGCGUGCGUGUGUGUGCGUGCGCGUGUGUGUGUGCGUGCGCGUGUGUGUGUGUGUGCGCGUGUGUGUGCGUGCGAGUUUGUGUGUGUGCGUGUAAACAGCAGCUGCUCUGGGAGAUAUUUUUGUGGUGUUAUUUUUUCCAUCUGAUUUGUUUAAUGCACCCAUUAUCAUCGAAGCGUGAGAGAGGGUUGGGGUGUGGGGAGUGUGUGUGUGUGUGUGUGUGUGUGUGUGUGUG
Molecule: messenger RNA, 4996 nt
Organism: Engraulis encrasicolus (European anchovy)
Lineage: Eukaryota; Metazoa; Chordata; Actinopteri; Clupeiformes; Engraulidae
Gene: polrmt
Product: polymerase (RNA) mitochondrial (DNA directed)
Exons: 21
Coding region: 92-4096 (1334 amino acids)
Biological process (GO): mitochondrial transcription
Cellular component (GO): mitochondrial DNA-directed RNA polymerase complex
Molecular function (GO): protein binding; DNA-directed RNA polymerase activity; mitochondrial promoter sequence-specific DNA binding
Source: RefSeq, a predicted model, not a curated record